AUGGCUGCGCCCUGUGAUUUAAAUGUUCUUGAGUGGCGUAAACAUAUCAAACAAAAGCUGCCUAAAUCGUGUCUGAAGAAAACUAUGGAUAUACUGAGUAACAUUGUUUCUGUCGACAGAGGAAUCAAGCCAAGUUUUCUCUUUGACUUUGCAUCAGUUGAUGUAAAACAGAUGCAGCAGUUUAUCAACGGAACUUUCAAAUCUGGAUUGACAGGACAGUUAUCAUGUUUAUCACUGGUAGAUGAUGUGUUUAUUUACAACCGUGCAUCAAUUGUCGCCCAUUUGCGUAAAAUUGUGGAGCGGACGAGCAAUUUUCUUGUUGACGUUUCAAACACAUUGCCCGAACCCCAGAUAGCAUCCUGUCAAUGUCACAGACAAGUUUUGGAUCACACGUUACAACUACAGAGGGCGUUCUCAUUAGAGAGUGCCUCCCCUGCUCCACUCGAGCUCAAACCGGGCGAUAGAUGGAAUAUUUCUACAGUUUUUGGAAUUUUACUUGGUUACCCAGUUAUUUACUGGUAUAACACGGAAGAAGUUCGGGAUGUUUCAAACUGUCUGAGUAUGGUGUUACUGACCACAUACCGAGCAUACGUCAAUUGCAACCCAACAACGAAUACUGAUACAGUGGGGCAACUGAUUUAUUCUUUUAGUGUUCCUGCAAAACUAAUUCCCAGAUUUCAACGCGAGAUUGAUGACUGGUUAAAGAGGAUCCAAGGGUUGUGCAAUUCUUCUAUGCAUUGUCUACUCGACAAAAGCUCAGCAUGUCAUUCAAGUAUCACCCUUUAA
Molecule: messenger RNA, 786 nt
Organism: Saccoglossus kowalevskii
Lineage: Eukaryota; Metazoa; Hemichordata; Enteropneusta; Harrimaniidae
Product: UPF0739 protein C1orf74 homolog
Source: RefSeq, a predicted model, not a curated record